UACCUGUUCCUCGAUAAAGCCGCGCGCUGUCUUCCCGGCUUCUGUAAUGGCGCUCGGCAUGACAGCCGGGUGCCCAGUGCGCAUGAGCAAGAAGCACUUGCGCUUUGUGAUUGGUCCCUGACGGCUUCUGGGAUCUGUCAUGUGUCCCAGGUACCGCCUUACCAUUCACAAAAAGCACCGCUUCUUGCGCACAAACUUGGCACCGCUUCAUUGCGCAUACAGAAGCAGGAACAGAGCUGAGCAGCCGGCCC
This is a messenger RNA of Staurois parvus, 251 nucleotides long. NCBI's taxonomy places the organism in Eukaryota, Metazoa, Chordata, Amphibia, Anura, Ranidae. The record is from the annotation of a GenBank genome assembly.